UGGAGACCGCACCAAAUAAAAACAACGUGCUUUGCGUUUUCCAUGCUUUUCCAUCCAUUUUCAUUCUUCAGUACGGUAGCUUCGCUUCACAGUUUGUUAAAUCGGAGUGCGUUUUACUGAAGUAUCAGCAAAUUACCUAUUCAAAAACAAUUGCAAUUGUAAUUAUUCAUCUGGCAAAACCUAGUUUGUGCUCAUCGAAAUCGGAAUUCUUGAUUUAGGAAUGGCAGUCAAGGGUAAGAAGGCUCAGAAGCAGCAGCAGAAGCCACCAAAGUUGGUGAAGCAGCCGGUAGAAGAAGACGAGGAAGAGGAUGAGGAAGAAGUAGAAGAGCAGUCUGAAGAGGAAGUGGUCGAGCAGCAAGAAGAUGAAGAGGAGUCAUCGGAAGACGAGGAGGAUGCAGCAGAAAAGGAAGUGGUUGAAAAAACGACAGCGGACCAAGACGACGAUGACAUGCAGACUACGGUCUUCGUAGGUCGUAUCAAUUUCAAGCUCACCAAGAAGGAAUUGGAUGAUUUCUUUUCUAAGGCUGGUGAAAUUCAGUCCAGUCGAAUCAUCUCAAAGAGAGGGUACGCAUUCGUCUCUUUCAAGGACGCAGCUUCUGUUAAUGAAGCACUCAAAUUGGACAAAAAGGAACUGGCUGGAAAAACGAUACAUGUCGAAAGGGUCAAGUCGAGAAGAUCAGAUGGCACCCAGGCGAAACAAUUAAAACGUAAGCAUAAUAAAGAGGAGAAUGAGAGCAGCGCCAAAAAGGCUAAAUUGGGCGACAAAAUCGUUGAGCUGAAAAAGAGUCCCAACGGCGGUAAAGGUAAACCCAAAACUCAACAGCAAUCAAAUCCGAACAAGAAGAAGAACAAGCCUAAACCAGGGCAGUUUGUGAAGGCCUGAUGAUUAAAUUGAGUUUAUAUUAUAAUGCAAUAUAUUAUAUCUAAUGACUAAGGUAUACAUUACAAAACGUGUAUAAUAAAUAUUGGAUUACUAAAUAUAAUAUA
Messenger RNA from Armigeres subalbatus, 987 nucleotides. Its product is annotated as nucleolin-like. Gene Ontology annotation, molecular function: RNA binding. Lineage: Eukaryota; Metazoa; Arthropoda; Insecta; Diptera; Culicidae. The transcript is spliced from 2 exons. Bases 221 to 883 code for a protein of 220 amino acids. The record is from RefSeq and is a predicted model, not a curated record. Gene Ontology annotation, cellular component: nucleus.